Symbiodinium natans is the source of this 1077-nucleotide messenger RNA. The record is from the annotation of a GenBank genome assembly. NCBI's taxonomy places the organism in Eukaryota, Dinophyceae, Suessiales, Symbiodiniaceae.
AUGCCGCGCCUGCAGCUGCGCUUCCGGCUGAGAGAGGGGCCCGUCAUCUCGGAGGGCCAGAUUGCCUUCCAGCCGAAGCUGUUCUGCGACGCCUAUGGUGGGCAGCUCUAUCUGGAAGCCACCGGGCACCACGCCAUCCGCCAGCUGCUUCCCAACUGCCCACAUGCCCUUCCACCGCACUGCCUCCUCCUCAGAUCCGAAGCAGGGGAGGCGAAGGUGGUGGCGCCACUGGGCGUGCUGAAGCGACAGCGGAGCUAUCCGGAGCCUUUCUCCACCAAAGUGAGUCUACACAUCUUCGAUGACGAGUUCUUGUGUCCCACUGCUGCCUACGACUUGCCCCUGGCCACGGGAACUGACCUGAAGUGUCCGAGUCUGCUAUCGGCCCUUUGGCUACUGCUGUGCCGACUUCUUCAGUUGGAUUACGAGGGCGCUGCAAAGCUUCUGCCCUUUGUGUCGGUGGCUUCGGCAGAGGGCCGUCUUCGCCAUGACGAGGCAUUGGUCUUCCGCAUGGCCUUGACGGACACCUCAGACAGAAGCCCGGAUGCCGUGGCCAUCCGCCUACGUCUGGUGCAGGCCACCGUCGCCACCGUGCAACCUGACGAGGACCUGGCCCGUUGCGCCUUUGCAGAUGCAGGGAGCUACAUCUCCCACCUGACCCACGUGAGCCAGAGCUGCUGCAUGUCCCUGGAUGAGGAGCUGGAGCUCUGGACCAGCUUAAGCUCGAUGAAAAGCGAGCUGGAGCAUACGAAUCGCUUCAUUGACUGGCGCCGGAGUGUUCUGCUGUCCUGGAAGCAGAAGGCCUCCCAGGUGGAUGUGGAGUGGACGCGGGAGUGCCCAGGUGCUUGGCUGUCCACCGUCUUCAACGAGGAAGAGCGGGCGGCCUACCUCCAGAACCCUCCCCUCACAGACAUCGAUUGCAUCGGAAUCAAAGGCCAGCCGCUGCUGGAGUGCUCCAAGUUUAAAGCAGCAGAUUGGCCGGUGCUGCUGGAAUCGGUCCAGGGCGUGGCCCUGAAGGAUGGCCUGCCCCUUGCUGAGCAACACCAGGAGCGCGAGAGACGGAGAGAGACCGAUACUUGA